AGUUACAAUACAGAAUAGUGUGUGAAAAUCUGAAAAUCACCUGGUGAACAGUGCAAAAAUGAGGGAUGUCUUUCUCUUGGUUUUGACUUGUUGUCUUCAUUGGAGUGCAUCGUUUCCUUUGGAAGACUCAGAGCAAUGUAGCAAUGAUUGCCCCAAAGUUAUGAAGCCCAUCUGUGGAUCAGACGGAGUCACUUACGCCAAUGAAUGUCUUUUGAACUACGAAGCAUGCAAAACAGGAUCUAACAUUAAGAUAACCGCUAGAGGACCUUGUACAGAGUCUUCCAAUGUCUCGGACACUCCGCCCGAAAUGACUGUGAAUCCUGCUCUUCUUGAAAAUGGAGACGAGGACCCAGAGAGCGAAUGUGACCAGAACUGUCCGAAAACCUUGAAACCCGUUUGCGGUUCCGAUGGUGAAACUUAUCCUAAUGAUUGUGAAUUGAAUUUAGUGGCUUGUCAGAGAGGUGAAUUCUUGGCUAAAACGUCAGAUGGCGCUUGUCCAAGUGUCACCGAAUCAGCUGAAAAAGAGGAAAUACUGGCAGCAACAGUUCCCGAGGUUGACAACUCCUCCGAUUGCGAGUCGAAUUGCUCGGCAAUUUAUGCUCCUCUCUGUGGCAGCGACAAUGUGACUUACUCGAGUUGGUGCCAUUUGAAAGAAGCAGAAUGUGUCAGUGGCGAGAAGAUAUUCGAAAUAAGUCAGGGUCCUUGUCGAGAGCCUAAUACUGACGCUUUGAACGCGGAAGAAGACGAUUGUCCUGAUCGUUGUCAGAGUGCGUUCAAAUUGGUAUGUGGAUCAGAUGGCAACACUUAUUCAAGUGAAUGCUCACUGCGGGAGUUUGCUUGUAAGUUGGAACAAAAUGUAACUUGGGUCCACGAUGGGCCCUGCCCCAGAAACUCUUCAUCUCAUCACUACGAGGACGAAACAGGGUGCAAUUGCACGGUCAGUUUCAAGUACGCCCCAGUUUGUGGUACCAAUAACCAGACCUACCCGGAGGAGUGUAUAUUGCAAAAGGAGGCAUGCGCCAAGAAUGACCCAACUCUUGUUGUCAAGUACCUUGGAGUUUGUGCCGAGGACACCAGAUGUGCUCGGAGCUGCCGACAGGAUUUUGAACCCGUAUGUGGAAGUGAUGGGUCAACCUAUUCGAACCGCUGCACCUUGGAGAGUGAGGCCUGUCAGCAGAACAAGGACAUCAACGUUCUGUAUGAGGGGGUUUGUGGCCAUCAGACGGAGGAGUGUCCCAAACUAUGCAUGGCCGUAUUUGAACCGGUUUGUGGAAGUGAUAAUCAAACCUAUGCAAAUGAAUGUGAAUUGAAAGUGACUGCUUGCAAGGAAAGAAGCAAUCUCACCCUAGGGUUUGUUGGAUCGUGUGAAAUGAGGAUAACCCGACACUCGGAUGGAGAUGAGCUUGAGAAUAAAGAUUGUCCAGAUAUCUGCCCCUUGAUCUUCAAACCUACCUGUGGCACAGAUGGUCAAACAUACGACAAUGAAUGUAAACUGAGGUCUGCGGCUUGCUUCUCUAAAACCAACAUCACUGUGGAACAUGAAGGUUCGUGCAAAACUUUGCCACAAUUUCAACCAAUUGAAAGUGAGGAUGGGGGUUGUCAUUUUUCCUGCCAAGAUGUUACCACAAUACCUGUGCCAGUUUGCAGCUCAAAUAAUGAAACCUAUGGGAGUGAGUGCGAAAUGAAAAAAGAAGCUUGCUUGCUAAAUCUUACCUUGACUGUGCAAUCGGAAGGUACAUGUGAUCAACCCAAAAUCCCUGCCAAUAAUACCUUAAACAUCAAGAAAAUCUGUCCCGUGAUGUGCCCUGCUAAGUUCAAGCCAGUCUGCGGUUCAGACGGCGAAUCUUAUGACAAUGAAUGCCGCUUAGAAAUGGCACAAUGUGAGAGGGAUCAGAAGCUUUUCAAGGCCUUUGAUGGAUUGUGUGAAACAAAGGAAAGGUCAGAUGCGCUCUUGGCCUCAUCACAAUCUACUGAUGUGUAUUCCAAUAGUUGUAAUCUAAAAUGCACCAAUGAACUAAGGCCUGUGUGUGGAACAAAUGGUCAAACCUUCAAUAACAGGUGUCUUUUGGAUAUGUUCAAUUGUGAAAAUACCAACUUGGUCGGUAUCGAUUUUGAAGGUGAUUGUGAUUUUCCAAUUCUGGCCGCUUUGGAACAAGAAGAGAUAUCCAACUGUGAAUUGAGUUGUUCUGCUGAAGACGUGGAUCCAGUUUGUGGGACGGAUGGAAAAACCUAUUCUAGUGAGUGCUUCUUAAAGCGUUGGUCUUGCCAAUUAAACAAACCCAUUUAUGUGUCAUAUCGUGGUCCAUGUGCCUCUAACAGCGUUCCUGAAAUUAUUUUUGCUGCACUUGAAACGGAAGAGCAAGAAGAACCCCAAGAAAACGAUUGCAACUUCAGGUGUACAAACGAAUAUCGACCAGUUUGUGGAGAUAAUGGGGAGACUUUUGGCAGUCAGUGUCAAUUGGAUCAGAGUAAUUGCCUCAACGGAACCAACAUUUCAACUGCUUUCCAAGGAGAUUGUUCCUUACCCCCGGUUGCAGCUCUAGAGGCUGACGAGCCCACUUGCUCAGAGUUUUGCCCCUUGGACCCCGAACCAGUUUGCGGUACUGACGGUCUGACCUACACAAAUGAAUGUUUUUUACUCAAAAAGGCUUGUGAGCAAGGCAUCAAUUUGUGGGUUUCUUACCCCAGUCCUUGUGGAACAUUGUUUAAGUCCAGUGAUAAGUUGGAAAAAUGUCCAACUGGUUGCUCCAAAAUCAAGAAGCCCGUGUGUGGCAAUGAUGGGAUAACUUAUGACAAUGCUUGUUUGUUGAAGAUGCAUAACUGUCAGCAAGGAACAUAUAUCAAAGUAAAAUUUGCUGGUGAUUGUGCAACUCCUCUCACCUUGGAACUUAGAGUAAACUGCCGAGCAACAUGUUCUGGCCUUGAUCAUGUUUGUGGAACCGAUGGGCUCACCUAUGACAAUGAAUGUUCUUUGAAAAAAUGGGCGUGCUUGCAAAAUCAAACCACAGUGGUAGCUCAUGCCUCAACUUGUAAGAGAGAUGAUCUUUUGCAACCAAUUGAAUGCCCUCAAGAAUGUCCAGAAGAAAAAGACGAAGUAUGUGGGAGUGACGGCCAAACCUACCCCAAUGAGUGCAAACUCAGGAAGCAGGCUUGUUUGCAAGAAACUGCUCUAAGAAAAUUGCUUCCUGGCAAAUGUCCGUCAUUAGAAGAAGUGUUCUGCGCUCUUGAAGAGUGUCCAAACUAUUUCAAACCAGUGUGUGCCUCUGACAACUCAACAUAUGAAAACGAAUGCCAUUUCCAUCAUAACAAUACCUGUGGCGAUGUGAAAACUGGGAUCACUAUCUUGGCUCAUGAUUUUUGUGAGACACUCAAGGUCAAAGGCAAUUCAAAUGAAGACUGUCAAUAUGACUGUUCUGAAAUUGACUCGCCUGUUUGUGGAUCAGACCAAAGGUCAUACUUAAAUGGAUGUUUUCUAAAAGCAGCAGCUUGUCAAACUGAAUCACCUAUUACUAUUGUUCACACAGGAGAGUGUGAAUACAUCCCAAGUGAAAGCCUUUCAAAUCAAAAUGAAUGUCCCAAACUUUGCCCUGCCAUUUUUGCCCCUGUUUGUGGAUCUGACAACAAUACUUAUGAUAAUGAAUGCUCCUUGAAAGCCAAGGCAUGCUUUGACAAGAUCUCUGUGAGUGUAGCAUACCCCGGAAAGUGUGAAAUGACUGUGGAGGAAGUUGUGGAGAAGUGCGCUCAAAUAUGCCCUACAAUUUAUGCACCAGUGUGCGGUACUGAUGGGAAGUCCUACCCUAAUGAAUGCCAUUUGAAAGCCAAGGCAUGUCGAGACAAAUCUGGUGUAACUGUAGCAUCAAUUGGAGAAUGUCCAAGCAUCAUGGAAGAUCAGCCCUGCCCAGUCCUGUGUCCUGCCAUUUAUGCCCCUGUUUGUGGUUCUGAUGGUCAAACCUAUCCCAGUGAAUGUAACCUUAAAUCUACUGCUUGCCAAGAAAAGUCUAGUGUGGUCAUAGAGUUCAUUGGAGAAUGUCCAAUGAUUGAGGAAGAUUCAUUGGCUGAUAUAUGCCCUGCUCUUUGUCCUGCCAUAUAUGCCCCCGUUUGCGGUUCAGAUGGGCAAACCUAUCCCAGCAAGUGCAAUUUCAUGGCCAAAGCUUGUGAGGAUAAAUCUAACCUGACCAUUGUUUCCAUUGGGGAGUGUCCUAGUUUGGAGCAAGAAGUGACUGGUCCAGCCUGCCCUACCUUCUGUCCAGCUAUUUAUGCUCCUGUUUGUGGCACUGAUGGUCAAACUUAUCCAAGUGAUUGUAAUUUGAAAGCCCAAGCUUGUCAAGAUAAAUCCAAUCUAGCAAUUGCUUCAUUUGGAGAGUGCCGCCAGGACUCUGUCAUGGAAGACAAUGGUGAAGAUUGUGCUACUUUCUGUCCAGAAGUGUUUUCUCCUAUUUGUGGAACAGAUAACAAUACCUACUCCAAUGAGUGUUCAUUGAAAUCCAAGUCAUGCUUGGACAAAACAAAUGUGACUGCAGCAUAUCCAGGAGCAUGCGUAGCUCUGGGAGCAACUGGCGCAAAUAACGGAUGCCCCUUGUUGUGUCCUGAAACAAACUCUCCGGUUUGUGGUUCAGAUAACAAGACAUACACCAAUGAAUGCCAUUUGAGGAAGGAGGUCUGUCAAGCCGAGUCUUCAAAGUUGACAAUUGCUUCCUUUGGAGAAUGUCUAAUUUCAACAUCAGAAGAAGGCCAAGAAGAUUGUCCAAUAUUUUGUCCUGCAAUAUACGCGCCAGUUUGUGGAUCUGAUAAUGCUAGCUAUCCCAAUGAAUGCUCAUUGAAGGCAAAGGGGUGUGCUGAAAAGGUAGAUAUAACUGUUUUAUACAAUGGUGAAUGUGUGACUACCGAGGGAGAACCUUCCACUGAGGAAUGCCCUCAGAAAUGUCCUACCAUAUUUUCCCCUGUAUGCGGAUCAGAUGGUAAGACCUAUACCAAUGAAUGCAACCUGAAGGUCCAGACAUGUGCCGAAAAAACUGGUGUGACAGUUGCCUUUCCUGGUUUUUGUGACAAAGACAUGCUGGCCGCAUUGGAGGAAGAUUGUCCAAUCAUAUGCCCAACUUUGAUAGCUCCAGUGUGUGGUUCAGAUGGGAAAACCUAUUCCAAUGAGUGCUCUUUAGAUGCCCAAGCUUGCAUAGAGAAGUCUGGAGUCACAAUUGCGCAUUCUGGAGCUUGUCCAGAGGAAAUGGUUACCGAAGAAAUAGCAUGCCCAAAUGAUUGCCCAGAUAAUUUUGCUCCAGUUUGUGGUUCUGAUGGCGAAACCUAUAUGAAUGCAUGCGCCUUGAAGCUUAAGAAGUGUGAAUCUGCCACUGAGAUCUUUGUAGCACAUGAUGGGAAAUGCUUGAAAGACAUUCUUGAGACUACUUUACAAGAAUGCCCAUUGAUAUGCCCAUCUAUAGAAGCCCCGGUUUGUGGUUCGGAUGGUGAGACUUAUCCUAAUGAUUGUUCACUGAAGGCCAAGGCUUGCACUGAUGUGUCGCAAUUGACAAUUGCCCACAUUGGCAUGUGCUUAAAAGAUAUAGUGGAAGGAGCAUCAGGUGAAUGUCCAGUAGUGUGCCCAGCUAUUGAUGCUCCGGUUUGUGGGUCAGACGACAAAACCUAUCCCAGUGAAUGCUCUCUGAAAGCCACGGCAUGUGCAGAGAAAUCUGGAUUGGUGGUUGCUUAUGCUGGCAAAUGUGAAACGGACCAAAAAGAGGAAUAAACACUAAAUAAUGACUUUGAAUUGAAUUCACUGAUUUAUGAUAAAGUUAUAGUAACUAUAUUGUUAAUAAACAUACCUACGAAUCAUUA
Molecule: messenger RNA, 5826 nt
Organism: Tigriopus californicus
Lineage: Eukaryota; Metazoa; Arthropoda; Copepoda; Harpacticoida; Harpacticidae
Product: serine protease inhibitor Kazal-type 5-like
Exons: 4
Coding region: 59-5737 (1892 amino acids)
Biological process (GO): multicellular organism development; cell differentiation
Molecular function (GO): protein binding
Source: RefSeq, a predicted model, not a curated record